AUGGCACCCACAGAGCUAUCUUAUGUUAUUGCGAGCAUCACAUCAUCAACCAUAGAAACUUUGACUUUAACGGCAACUGCAACGACCGUCUACGCCUCAUUAGCAGCGUCACAUACUAUCGAGUCUCAGCCCAGGCCUAAGCGUAGAGGUGCCAAACGCCGCCAAAAUCCCACCAUAGACAGUACCUCAGACAUGAUACAACCUCGGUCUCAAUCCUUGGAGACCCCUCCUACGGUAUUCGGGACGACAUCCUACUCGAAUGUCCACCAACGACGUAUGCACAACCUCGAGCACCACGGUCAUCCUCACAACUUCGCCCGCCAACCCAAUAACCCUCUACAUAUCUCUUCUCGACUCCUUCCAAGGGCAGGAGACGAGACUUCGACCUCGUACACACAGCCGGAUACUCAAUCCGAGCUAGAUGUCGACGACUCGGCCGGAAGCUCCGGUCUUCUCGCACCAGACGAACCUGUUCCUCAGAUCCCUCCCAUUCUUCAAGCCGCAGAUGCAUCAGCGCCUCAACACCUUACCGCGAUUCUCUCCAGCAUCCUCGUUAUAAUCUUCAUCUUUGUGAUCGUGACCUACACGGCUCUAGCAAGACGCCGUGCGGCGGCCAGGACAGUUCCCUCAAGGUUCAGUAUAGCGAUUACACAGGCGGAGAAGGGAAGAAUAGAGAAAGCAAGGAGAUUUGUUCCGAAAGGAUGGAGAGGGGAGAUACGAAGAGGGAAGGGUAAUUCGAGGGAGAAGGCCCGCAGGGGAGUCCAGAGAAUGGCGGAGGCAGGAGCUCAAUUGCCUAUCAUCGUGAAGGAGGACGUAGAUUCGGGGAAAGGAAGAGUGAUUCACGCUCCAGGACUCGUCCAUUCAACUCGUGCUCAGACCAUCCAGAGCCAGACCAAGAGCACAGUACACCGAGAGGACUCCCAGCGAUCUUCUACUCCUGAAGACGUGAACUUCGUAGCCGCCCAGCUCUAUUCAGCUUCCACGCGCACAGCAUCAGCACCAGAUUCUGUAUUUCUCACAGAUCAUCGCUCUGAACUGGAUACGAUUGCCGAAGUUACGGAAGACGAGGGCGAAGACGAGCGAGAAUAUGACUUGGGAGAUGGCGCCAUCGCAGACAUUUUCGACGAGAGACCAACAGAAGACCCUUUCUACGAUCCGUCAGACUCGCUGGAUGAACUCGACGGGCACAUCGUCUCGGACCCUUCAGAAUGCGCGUUUCCAAAAGACAAUCCCGCCGACGCUCUCGCUUUUUCAAGGCCAUAUUCCGUGUAUUCGAUGACUGCGGGUCACUUGGUCGCUUAUGACGAAGCAGUAUACCUACAGAGGAAGGAUUCGGACGCGAGUCCCAUGCCAGAGGAGAUUUACGAAAGCGACGAGUUUUCCGAGGAGGCGUCGAUACGGUCGUCAGUCACGUCGUUCGGGGAGGGCGUCAGCGAGUCCGAGCCGGAGAACGUAACGGUGGUGGAGAUGCAGGGUGUGAGACGGGUGAGCAUGGAAUAUGAGAAGGCUAAGGUAGUCCUCGCGUUGACAUCGAAGGAAGAACAACCACCGCCAUUACCGAGCGUCCUCAUCUCCUCCAGCCCUUCCUCCGACGCCGACUUGGCCUAUAUGUAUCGCACCUACAACAGCAAAUCAAGUCGCUCUUUCUUCGAUCCAGAAGCCGAAGAAUACGAGUCCGUCGAUAUAUGGCAAGAUGAGCUGGCUUCGUCGGAAUCGGAUACAAGCAGUAUGCGGACUUGGGCCAGUCAGCGUUCGUUGGGAGUAGAGCCGUACGAUUUCCCGAAGCCCCCGGUGCUGUUGAAUUCGAUGAGGAGUACGUCGAGCGUGUUCAAGAUGGAUAUCGAGAGGUCACUGCGGAGUGUGAUGGGUAGGAUGAGGGGGAGUGGCAGUAGUUCUGAGGUGAAUUCGCCGAGAUCGUAG
Messenger RNA from Stereum hirsutum FP-91666 SS1, 1920 nucleotides. RefSeq lists its product as uncharacterized. The record is from RefSeq and is a predicted model, not a curated record. The coding region runs from base 1 to 1920 and encodes 639 amino acids. The transcript has a single exon. NCBI's taxonomy places the organism in Eukaryota, Fungi, Basidiomycota, Agaricomycetes, Russulales, Stereaceae.